Molecule: messenger RNA, 501 nt
Organism: Acanthoscelides obtectus
Lineage: Eukaryota; Metazoa; Arthropoda; Insecta; Coleoptera; Chrysomelidae
Source: the annotation of a GenBank genome assembly
AUGCAGGUAAACGUGAUCUCAGUCAAUAUUCUAGUCGACCUGUUUGCAGGCGUAGUAGCAAAACCAUAUCUAUACGAAGAGUCACUCAAGCAGGUCAGAUUGGAUAAAUCGGGAAGUUAUCACACAGGUGUAUCGCAGCAUCUCAAAGCUUCAUUUGAAGUAGCUUUUAUGAUAGCAACGCAAAAGAAACCUCAUACCAGCGGUGAAGAAUUAAUAAAACCAUGUGUCCUAAAAGCUACGCAGAUAGUUUUAGGAGAAGAUGCAGAGAAAAAAAUGAAGUCAAGUAGAAUAAAUUUCAUUGCAGCAGACAUAAAGCCACAAAUAAUUAACAAAGUAGAAUUAUCGCCAUUGCCAUUAGAUGAAUCCACCGACAUCGUUAAUUGUGCACAGUUGAUAGUUUAUGUAUGCUACAUCGGCGGAGAUAUCAUUCAAGAAGAGGUUCUGUACUCCCAAUCUUUGACAGGAGGUACUACGUCUGAAGAUAUAUUUAAUUCAGUAUAA